GGUCCCAUGAACUGUCAUAAGGGGCACAAAUUAACAUUUAAUCUCCACAUUCUCUCUCCCGCGUCAGAUCAGCAAACGUCAAUCAUAUGGGUUUCAAAUGCUUCUGUCUCAGUGUCAUCCCCUCCUCUGAGCUCCAAUCCCCUCCUUGAUUGACAAGCACUCAUUCCAUCCCAUGGCCUCACCACCUCACUCUGGCAAUGAGCUUGUUCACUGACCUCAAGGUCAUGCAUUCCCCACAUGUCAGGGCUGCUUUCCAACAUUGUGUCAAGUCAGGUGCAUCCUCUUCCCUGGCCUCCGCUCAUCUCCCAAUCCAAACCCAAACCCAGGCAGCAAUGGAUGUGCAUGCCUUUCUCAGGACCCACUUGCUGCUCAGUGUGACUGCCUCCCCCCCACACACACACACCCACUAAUGCUGGCUAUCCAACCAGUCCACGGUUAUAAAACUCUCAGGAGGCACUUUGUCCUUUUACAGUACACACGCUCGUUCCCUGCUCUCUGUUUCUCAGGGCACUUUCAAUUCUCACUGAUUCGACCACAUGGAAGAGAUGGAUGUGGAUGUGGAAAUCAGCUCCCUGAUCAACAAGGUGGAAUUAAAGGAGAGUUUGGAGAGAGCUGAGCAGGAGAGGCCAAAGUGUGGCAAUGCGGCAAUCAGUGAUAUGAACGCAGUGGAUCUGGAAAAGGAGAAAUACAGGGAGCCAGCUAAAAGCAGCAGAUUCCUGGCAGUGAAGGGUGAAGAAAGAGUGAGAAAGACUUCGAGGGACUUGCGUCAAGAAAUAAUCGAUCUCGGAGGAAUCGAAAAUUUAAUUCAGCUUCGAAAGAGAAAGAAGAACAAGAAGAAAAUCCCAGCUCCAGAACCGGAGAAGGAACCGGAGGAAAUUACUGGUCCAGUUGAGGUGCCAGUGUUUUUGAGUGCUGCGGUGCAAGGAAAGAUUAAGAUCAUCGAGAAGUACCUGACGGAUGGAUGCUGCCCUGAUGCCUGUGAUGAGUUUAAGCGGACUGCCCUGCAUAGAGCUUCUCUAGAAGGUCACACCGAUAUUGUAACCAAACUUCUUGAAGCGGGAGCCACUGUGGACUUCAAGGAUAGGCUUGACUGCACUGCUGUUCACUGGGCCUGCCGAGGAGGGAGACUGGAGGUGCUUAAGAUCCUCCUGGGAAAAGGAGCUACUGUGAAUGUUACUGACAAGCUGCUCAGUACACCUUUACAUGUUGCUACCAGGACAGGACAUGUGGAAUGCGUGGAGCACCUCAUUGCUUGUGGCAUUGAUAUCAACAUCAAAGACAGGGAGGGGGACACAGCGUUGCAUGAUGCUGUUCGACUUAACCGGUACAAGAUAACAAAGCUGCUCAUUUUACAAGGAGCUGACCUGAGGGCCAGCAAUGAGCAGGGCAAGACCCCAGUUGACCUGGUACAGCAAUGGCAUCUCGAAACUAAAGAUGCACUGGUCCAUGCACAUUAGCAGCUAACCAUCGCAACUAAAAACAGGAUGAACCUUCAAGAUUGGAAAUAUUUUUGAAACUGUUGAGCCUACACUUGGGUCAUGUUUUAUCUUCUGGUUUCACCAACGGUCACAGCUGGUUUGAUACCACACUAUGAGUCUGGAUUCAAGAGAAGGCAAAUUCAAGAAAUGUCUUCAGGCCUAUGCUUCAAAGUAACACUAUUUAUUAUUCCUUUCACUCUAAAUACUGCUAUACAUGUAAUCAUACAUAUGCCAGGCUCUGGAACACUAGAUAGCUGUAUUAAUCAUAGACUAAUCUAUUGUCUUUGUGUGUUCAUUUCAAUGGGCUUCCUCACCUCUCUAUCAUUCUAAUGUUUUAUCUCCACCCUGACUGUACUAUUUAUAUUCAGUGAUGUGCAAGUUUGCUCCAGGGACCUGAAGCUCCUCCACAAGAAGAAAUCAAGCAAUGCAGUUCAGUUGGAAAUCAAAUCAACCUGACAUUUAUUUCUUGCUGACUAAUGUUGAGGGUUUUGGAAAGAGACUGGGUGGAAGAUUAAGAAUAAAUUGAUAAAUAAAGAACAAAGUUAAAAAUCACAUGACACCAGGUUAUAGUCCAACAGGUUUAUAU
Chiloscyllium plagiosum (whitespotted bambooshark) is the source of this 2064-nucleotide messenger RNA. RefSeq names its product ankyrin repeat domain 2 (stretch responsive muscle) (gene ankrd2). The record is from RefSeq and is a predicted model, not a curated record. Gene Ontology annotation, biological process: regulation of transcription by RNA polymerase II. Gene Ontology annotation, molecular function: RNA polymerase II-specific DNA-binding transcription factor binding. Lineage: Eukaryota; Metazoa; Chordata; Chondrichthyes; Orectolobiformes; Hemiscylliidae. Gene Ontology annotation, cellular component: nucleus.